AGACUGACUUGCAAGUUCUUCAUAAAACUGCCUAUUAAGUUCUAACCCUUCCUUGUUUUGGAUACUGUUACCUAUUUGUAUGUCUCCAUCUUAAGAAGGUGUACAAGUUCCAAGACUGGGUAGUUGGUAAUAAAAAUAAAUGCAAAUGUCACUCUUACCUAUUAUGCAGAUGUUGCUAUUUUCUGAGGCAUGUGAACACUCGGUGUGUGUGCAGCAAACUCCAGAGAAUGAAUGAGUGUUGUUUGUGCAGAGUGAGAACAGGACUGAUGCCGUAAACUUGGAGCUGCAUUUUUAGAAGGUAUCAUAGUGACCUUGUUACUGGUUUGUGCUUGCAGGGAGGGAGGGCUCUGCACUGACUACAGGGACAAUGCCAGUAAAGCUGUUCUUGAUGCUUCACCUAGCUGGGUUCUCUCUGGGUAGCUAAAAGCAUCUCCAUUUGAAAGUAUGCGAUUACUGGUUGGACUAGGUUAGUCUAUCAGCCUCUCCCUAAGAGAAAAUAAGGAAGACUCUGGAGAACUGACAGCUAUAAAAGACACUAUGCUUUUGUGCUAUAUUGUUGGUGCCUCAGCACCUAUAGUUAGCAGAUUAAAACUGUGAACUUCUAUAAGAAGGUAACUGGGAACUCAGUAUUUAAAGGUUAGAUGUAUAAUGAAGAUCUUGGAACAAGUGGAUAUACAUCCUUGCUGAAGAUGUCUCUUCCAAGCCAGCAUUGUUCCAAAAUUGUUAACCCUCCUCCACCAGAAUAUAUAAACAAUAAAAAUAGUGGUUGUCAAACAAACCAACUUCAGUACUUACAGAGAGUGGUCAUGAAAGCCAUGUGGAGACACAACUUUUCCUGGCCAUUUCAUCAGCCUGUAGAUGCAGCAGCACUGAAUCUUCCUGAUUACUACAGUAUUAUAAAGAAACCUAUGGACCUGAGCACAAUUAAAAAGCGUCUGGAACAUAAUUACUAUGCAAAAGCAGCAGAAUGCAUUGAAGACUUCAAAACUAUGUUCUUGAACUGCCACAUAUAUAACAAGCCAGGUGAUGACAUUGUGUUUAUGGCCCAAGAACUAGAAAAAGUGUUUAUGCAGAAAAUAGCACAAAUGCCACCAGAAGAAAGACUACUGAUUCCCAACAAAGGAAAGAGAAAAGGAAAGUCAUCAGUAGAAAUUCAGCAGCCCAAUCCUAGGACCUCAACUAAAGAGAGCACAAUGCAGAAACAAACUGACAGUGGUGAGCAGCCUCCAGUGAUGACUGAAGAGCUACAGCAGGUUAAGCUAACUCCUUUGUCUGCAGCUCAGCUGACUGCUUCAAUGCCAGCUGCAGUCCCUAUAACAAAAACAAAAAAAGGUGUGAAGAGGAAGGCUGAUACUACAACUCAUACGACUUCAAUAUUCAAAGCAAGCAGUGAAUCUUUGGCAAUGUUUAAUGAAAGUAAAGCUAUUAAAGCAUGCAGAGGUGACAACGAAUGCAUGAUACCAAAUAAGCUUCUGAAGAGGGACUUGUCAGAUUCUCAACAGUCACAUGGAUUUCUUAAAAAAAAUCAGUUAUCAGAACAACUAAAACAUUGUAAUGAAAUCCUUAAAGAAAUGUUUUCAGAGAAACAUUCAGCAUAUGCGUGGCCCUUCUUAAAACCUGUAGGUGUUGCAUCCUUCUCACUUGGUGAGGAACAAGGGAUCACCAAAUGUUCUACAGACCUAGGAACCAUAAAGAAAAAAAUGGAUAACUUUGAAUACAGAGAUACACAAGAAUUUGCCACAGAUGUUAGGUUAAUGUUCAUGGAUUACUACAAACGUAAUUCUCCAGACCAUGAAGCAGUUGCUAUGGCAAGAAAACUUCAGGAUGUUUUUGAGAUGCGCUUUGCCAAAAUUCCUGAUGAACCUGCUGCAAGUGUUUCUCUCCCACUACACACAAGAGAAGUGAGAAAAGUUUAUUCUAGUGACAGCAGUAGUGAUGACUCGUCAGAAGAGAAGUCAUCUGAAGACUAUGAGAAGGAGAGAAGAGUGCACCUUGCAAAGCUUCAGGAGCAACUUAAAGCCGUUCACCAGCAGCUACAGGCUUUGACCAGAGCAUCCUUACCUAGACUGAAAAGGAAAAAAGGGAAGGCUAAAAGGGAAAAAAGGAAGAACAAGGCAAAAUCUAAAAUAAAAAGCCUGAUUCAAAAGAAGAAAGACCUAAAACACAAGUCAAAGGAAAAGCAGUCUUUAAACACUCAACCAAAGAAAACCACGCAGCAGGUCUUGUUGGCACAUAAGUCAGAAGAUGAUGGUGCCAAGCCUAUGAAUUAUGAUGAAAAAAGGCAGCUGAGUUUGGACAUAAAUAAACUCCCUGGAGACAGGCUGGGGAAAGUAGUCCAUAUAAUACAGUCAAGAGAACCUUCUCUGAGGAACUCUAACCCUGAUGAGAUAGAAAUAGACUUUGAAACUUUAAAAACUUCAACACUCAGAGAACUAGAGAAAUAUGUGGCAACCUGUUUGAGGAAGAGACCAAGAAAGCAGCAUGCUAACAAAUCAGUGAAGUCAAAAGAACAAUGUAAUUCUGAGAGGAAACAAGAGUUAGAGAAGAGACUACUGGAUGUCAAUGGUCAGCUGAACCCGAAGAAAGGAAACUGCAAAUUUGAAAGCAAUGCUGAGUCUGGUAUUGGACCAAGCCGACUGAGUGACAGCAGCAACAGUAGCAGUUCCUUGGACUCUGGCAGCAGUACUAGCAGUGAUUCUAGCUCCUCAGAUAGCAGCGACUCUGAAUCGGUUACAGAAACAUGCUCAAAACAGAAUGAAACCAGGCAGAACUGUCCAAUUUCUAUGGAGCAACCUCAGAGAAUACCACUGGGCUUACAGAAGAUGCCCUGUGAUGCUGUUCUGCAAGCACAGCCCUCAUCUUCUACCAGUAGCUUGCAAAUUUCUGGAUCGUCUGAAUUGCAGCAGCCAUCUCCAAAUGUGCUACAGAGGCUUCAGCCUUUACAGAGUAGAUCUCUUAAACCACCAGAACAAAAUGCCCAGUCUCCCUCAGGUUAUUGUAACACACCUAAUGGUCAAAAUGCUCAAGAGACAGAAUUCCAAUUUUCUGCAGAAAAGGAUACAGGAAUUAAGAGUAUAGAUUCCUGGGUAGGCUUAUGUAAAACGAUGAUGCUUCCAGCUCCAAUAAAGACAUCUGCUGAGAGCUUCAAGCAAUUCAGGAAAGUGGUAUUAGAGAAAAAGGAUGGGCAAGCCCAGGAAUUAAAAAGGCCUCUGGUGCAAGCUGAGAGGGAACUGCAAAACCUGCCUCAAGAAAAAGAGAGGAGCCAUGAAGGCACAGGAUUGGAUGUCAUAGCAAUAAAAGACUGUGAGUCCCCAAAAGAAGAGGGUAAGACCAAACAACUGCCAGAAGCUCAACAACAUGCUCUCGUUCAAGACCGUAACUUGGCUAGAAAAAUGGAACAAGAACGCAGAAGGAGAGAAGCAACGGCUUGCACAAUUGAUAUGAAUUUGCAGAGUGACAUUAUGGCAAGUUUUGAAGAAAGUAUUGAAUGAAAGCUGCAGUUAAUGUAGAACUUAACCUUGACACUACUACCAGCCGCACAACUUUGAAAAUGUACUAGUUACGAGUUUAAACAUUGUCUACUUUAAAGCGCUUUUAAGCUCCCGUAAAAUGCUUAAUAUUAAAAGCUCGUUCAUCGACACAAGCAUCAUAAGAUUUUUUUUCUUAUUUACAAUGUAUUGUCAUCUAGCCCACUGUGCAAUGGAACAUUGUUGUUUUUUUGGUUACUGUUUCAUGUUUUGUGUGUAUACAUGAGAAAAUAUCAGCUUCUUGAUUUUUUUUCUCUUUUGCUUUAAUCCAUUUUUCAGAAACGAUUGAGAAUGUUACACUGUGCAUGGCCAAAUUCUCAUGCUUGUAUUAAGUCAGUGUACUCGAUAUGCACCUAUAUAAACUACUUUAAAUCCCAGUCUUGUCAAUUAUGUGAUUUCCAUUAGGAGAAUCAUUUACUAUGACGCAUUUGCACAGAAUCUGGGCUGUGACAAAAGACACAAUGAAAAUUUCUACAGGAUGUGUAAUGCUACUCAUAAUCAGAAAACAGUAUUUCCUGGAAAUCUAUAAUUUCAGCAGCAAAUCUAACUCACAAAUCCUGUAUAUUCACAUGUAUUGAGACAUAGACGUGCUGAUCUUUUGUUGAACAUAUUUUAUGCUAACAUAACGUUUGGAUAAGUGUGCAAGCAUGUUUGCCAGAUGGUUCUGAUUCUUCAUGGGAAGAAAUUAAAAUAUUCUACUUCUGGCUCCAGUUUGAAAGGCUUUCUGAUUAAUGCAAGAUUCUAAUAAUGUUGGAAUACUUAUCUGAACUAGGAACUAGUCUAAAAGACCUAUUUUCUUCUUGGUUACAUAUAGCUUUCUCAGUAAACCAAGUACAGGACUAGCCUGACUUCUCUUUGAAGAAUUAAUACCAAAAUAUAAUGUGUACUAUAGAAAAGUUGGGGAAGAAGAGCCCCCCUCAAGAUAAUCUAGUUCAACAGUUUGCAAACCUUUUUGAUCAUCAGUAAAAUAAAUAAAUGAAAAAAUAAAGCAUGCACCAACCAGUAUAUGUAUACUUAUUUAUAAAUUAUAUAUGUGUACUACUCUACAAAUAUAUUACAUACAUUAUAACACACAAAUGAUGUAAAGAAAAGGAUUAAAUAGACAUUACUUUUUUUGUUGUUUAAUAAUAGUACAAAAUAUUUUCUUCUUGUACCCCAGUGGAUUGUCUUGUGCUCCACAUUCACAUUUGAGCUAUAUUGACAUCAAGGCGUGGCUGAAUCUCCACCUCAAAUCUCCUGGGGAGAGCCCCAGGGAGACCUCUGGUCUAUCACGUUCCUGGAUCAAAGCUGGAAGUGAAGGUAACACUGGCAAUGGUGUAGUGUGGGUCUGUCACAGACCACCCAAACAAAUAACUGGACAAGAGUUUCUACAGACAAUUGAAUUUUCAGAUACAGGAAAUAAACUGCAUUUAAAUACAUAAAUGACAGUUAAGGUAUGCAUAAAAAUGGUAGCCUUAUCUUUCAGGUAGCUGGGAGAAAAGGUAGUGCUAGCUCCAAAAUACAUAUUUCGCCCUAAAAAGCUGCUCUGUAUCUUCUGUUACUCUUGGAAUGCUAGUAGUUGAUUAAUUUGUAGAAAGACUGUAUAUUGACAAAUGCUCAGACUAGGGUAUUGCUCCUUGAACUAUCUAAGGAUGUCCUCAUACAUGAGCUCCACGUGGCUGUAUGCUCAUGUCCACUGUUUGGGAGAUCUGAGCACUUGGCUAGGAAAGGGACUCUGGGUGACAAGAUGGGUUAUGACACAGAGUGGUGCUCUUAAGAUGUAUUGUUUGCUCUCCGCAUUAAAAGUGAUUUAGCCCUACCUUCAUUUCUUAAUACAUCGUUAAUAACUAUUUGUCCUACAAUAAAAUAUUACAGUUCACAUUCAGGACUCCCCGCCUUGCCGCUGUCUGGGUUAAUGCACACUCAAAACAUCCUGCUUUGGAAAUAGGAGGUGAUGGAGGGGAGGUGAGAAUUUAUUCUUUGCAUUUCGUCCACUCUAUAUAGCCACAUGUGCAAUACUAAUGGUAUGAGCUGGUACUUUUGCCUGUUCAAAAAAUAAUUCUAGCUUCUAUAACAACAACUCUGGUUACAGCAUCACCUGCUCACCAAGGGCUAUAUAUGAAAUUAGCCUUCUCUUAUUAAUUGUGAUGCAUGGGGGGAAAAACACACUAUUAUUUUGUACUGCUUUAGAUUGUCAUGAUGACUUGAAGUCAUAAUAUCAGUAGUGCUAAUACUAAUCUGAUAAACCUUUUAUCUGCAUCCUACAAGUCACUUGGAAGAUAAUGGGUUCCUACCUACAGGCAGACUGAUUUCAGCAGAAAGAGAGAUGGCUUCCAAAUGUAAGCAGCAGGCCUAUAAUGGCUACAUUUUCACAGAGCUCUCACCACUCUCGAUGCCAGCAAGAAUCCCACUAGUGCAGAUACAGCCUGUAUCCAAAUACUGCUUAAACAGACAUUGCUUAAGUAUGCAAAUUACCUAACUAUUAAAAUAUGAACAAAGUUCUGUUAUUCCAUUAAGUUACCUUGAACAUUUGUGAAAAUACCUGCACAAAUGCACCAUUUCUAUAUUAGCCUCUACCCUAGAAGAUAGUAUCCACACUUAAGUGGAAAGUAAGUUAAAAGCUUUGAUGUCCUGACGCUAAUCAAUGGAACAUGUUAAUUUUUUUGUACUAUCAGGUGGAGGGGAGGAUGAGAUUAGUUGAACUGACAGAAGGUAAGAAGGCAGAUGGCACAUCAUGAAGGGCAAAGCACACUGACAGAGCUUGUAAAACAAUCUGCCCUCAGGUUUGUUUGGCUUGGAACCCAUUAGAAAAACAAUUUAGAGCAGAAAACAGAAAAAUCAAAAUACAAGGACUCCAGAGAAAUAAUUGUUGUGUUUCUCAAUUUUGCUUAUUCAUCUUUGCCAUUAGUUGGCAUGAGAUAUACAGAAGAUUCUGCUAUUCUGGAGAAUGUGUGGAAGAGAUUUGAUGUGCAAACAGGCUUGCCACAGGUGUGUAGGCACCAUGGUCUUGGAAUACAAAGGAAGCAUUCCUCAGUGGAAGAGGAGUUCUACUGCUUUUUGGCAGAGGACAGCUAAAGCAGCUCAGCUGGAGAUCCAAGGAGACACUGAGCCCAGGGUGGGCUGAAGGCAGCAACAGCAAGAAUCUCACUGUACAAAAGCUGCUUUGAAUUGCCAGGUCCCCAGUGGUAUCAUCUUCCCAGCUCUGAUACUGGAUCCGUAUCUGAAGAUUGCAUAGCCAAACUCUAUAAGCUUUUGCAAAAGUUGUGUGUCAUUUUAAAGUUUAACGUAAAGCUACCUAGGUAGUUAGAUAUAUAAGCUAGAAAUAGAUUUGGUUCUAUCCUUGCGGGGAAAAAAAAAAAAAAAAAGCUCUGAGUUUUGUACAAGAAAUAUGGCUUAGUUUGGCCAAGUACCUGCUUAUAAGAAUGCACAUCGCUAUUCCAUUCUUAAUCCCUCUUGUAUUCUAGGUGCCUAAUCUAUGGCUGGGCUUUCAUCAACCUUUCUUUGGAAGUAGGUGGAAGCUUGUGGACAACUCCAGGAUUUCCAACCUUGUUUCUCCAAUUAUUCUUAGGGGAGGCUUUCUGCUAAUUCAUUCUGGUGGCUUGUUUAUUAGGGAGCUCAAUGACUACUGCGACACAAUGAUAUUGGCUGUUUUCCCCCUGCCAAACUUUCUAACUUAUCUAACUGGGUCACUGGUCUACCCAGGUACACUUUGGGGAAAAUCCUUAGUCUUAAAAAAGAAAGGUUAUCAGCACAAAGGCUGAUGCAUAAAAAAUCAGUUAUGUGCUAUUCCUAGGGUUGGUGGUAUGAGUAAUCGGAGUAUGAACGGAAGGCUCAGGCUUGGUAGGCAUGAUUCAUAUAAUCCUGCUGGAGUCUGCAGAGGUUAGUUUCUUAACUGAAUCAUACCAGCUUCUGAUGUUAUUCCUUCUCUUCUUGCCUAAGACAAGGAAGGGAGUCUUAAAUAGCCCUGCAUUUUUUUCCCCAGCAGCCCGAUAAAGCGCCCGACCUCAAAUCUGGGGGUCUCGCAUGCAGCCAAUGAGCACGGACAGUGAGCAGCAUGAUCCAUGGCAUUUUCUACAUACGUAAACCAACAACUGUUGUCAGCUGCUCUGGGCUACUGAGAUUUCAUUUAUUGAUAAAAGGAUGUUAGGCAGUUUUUUACCACUGCUUGAAGAUCUUAUCUGUAUCAGUAAAAAAAUAAUUUCAGAUACUGGUUUUGUAUUUUUUAAGAUUAAAAAUGCAUGAAAAUGGACAAUCAUUUAUAACA
Molecule: messenger RNA, 7770 nt
Organism: Cygnus olor (mute swan)
Lineage: Eukaryota; Metazoa; Chordata; Aves; Anseriformes; Anatidae
Gene: BRDT
Product: bromodomain testis associated
Exons: 18
Coding region: 642-3491 (949 amino acids)
Biological process (GO): chromatin remodeling; positive regulation of transcription elongation by RNA polymerase II
Cellular component (GO): chromatin; nucleus
Source: RefSeq, a predicted model, not a curated record